UAAACAAGUUAGCUGAAAUUAUGAAUCGCAGGGAUCCUGUCAAACGAGGAGCUGACACUGAUGUCAGAAGGAAAGAAAAAGAGAACAGGAAACUGCAUAUGGAGCUGAAGUCUGAGCGUGAAAAAUUAACCCAAAUGAUGAUCAAGUAUCAGAAGGAGAUUAAUGAAAUGCAAGCACAAAUAGCAGAAGAGAGCCAGGUAAGAAUAGAAUUGCAAAUGGCCCUGGACAGCAAGGAUAGUGAUAUUGAGCAGCUUCGCUCACAACUUCAGAUGAUACAUAUCGGUCUGGACAGCACCAGUAUAGGCAGUGGCCCUGGAGAUGCAGAAGCUGAUGAUGGAUUUCCUG
This is a messenger RNA of Gekko japonicus, 345 nucleotides long. RefSeq names its product rho-associated protein kinase 2-like. Lineage: Eukaryota; Metazoa; Chordata; Lepidosauria; Squamata; Gekkonidae. The annotation marks the transcript as partial. The record is from RefSeq and is a predicted model, not a curated record. The transcript is spliced from 2 exons.